UACGCUACUUUUAUUUUAAAGACGUGGUUUUGUAGAAACGGAAGUUAACGCAGUAAACGCGGUAUUGUUUGUGUUCUUACUUCAUUCGCUCACUUUAUAAAUCAGAUAUUACAGUUACUGAAUGAGCACAAUGGAGGAGCAUGAAUUAUUUCACAAACAGACUAUGUCUAUAAUGAUGCUUCUGAUAGAAACAGUCCUAGACGAGAUUCAGAAAGUUUUUGAAUGUGAAUGUCGCCCAUCUCACACUGAAAUUAGUGACAGAGAUCCGAUAUUGGACAUGCAUGAGAAACAACGCAGACUGGCAAAGCUCACAGCUGUGAUGGAGACCUUUACCAAGGUGGCUGUUCAAAAAAUAUGCAAAGUCUUCAGUUAUUGCUUUGCACUUAAGCCAUCCCAGUUGAAGGGUUUUAAAAGUUACAACGAUGAUGUAAUAAGUUUUAAAAAAAUGGUGAAGGAGCAUGUGAAGAGACCAGAACGAAAAAACUGUCAAGUUGUCCGAGAUGUGCCUGAUUCUGCAGCUGUAGCUCCGUCAGUGUCUCUGGAGAGCCAGAGACUGCUCACUGCGUCGCCUCAAGAAAAAACUGUUCAACCACAAGAUUCAGUUAAAGGCCAGGAGGAGGUUCAAGUUUCAGAAUUUUCUCCCGAGCUGUCAUUUUUUGUAGUUGAAUACAGUACCAUCGCUUCUGAUGAAGACCAGCAAGGUGAAGUCGACGCACAAGCGGAGCAAAUAAGUACAAAACCUGACAAAACCGGGAAGCCAAAACCGUAUGACUGCAAAGAGUGCGGAAAGAAAUAUUUCUUUAGACGCUCACUAGAUCGGCACAAAUGUGGACAUUUAAAAGGGCCUCACUGUUGCGAGCAGUGCGGGAAGAAGUUCAAAUACUUAAAAGGAUUGAGGAAACACCUACUGAAUCACACAGAGAAGAAAGGGAUCUGCAAGACAUGUGGGAAAGCCUUCGCGAAUCUUAAGAUGCACGAACGCGUCCACCUGGAUGUGAAGCCCUUUCUGUGUUCCACGUGUGGACACAGCUUCACGGUGAAAGGAAGUUUGCUGGCACACCAGAGGAUCCACACGGGUGAGAAACCGUACAGCUGCGAGGUCUGCGGGAAGCACUUCACGCACUCGAGCAACCUCGCCUGCCACCUGCUCACCCAUUCCAACGACAGGCCGUGGAAAUGCAGCCUCUGUGACAAGACCUUCAAAACCGAGAAGAAAAUGAGCGCGCACCAGCUCGUGCACACAGGAGAGAAACCCCAUGCGUGUAGCAAAUGUGGGCAGAAGUUCGGCCACGUCACUAAUCUCAGGAGGCAUCUCCUGGUGCACAGCGGGGUGAAGCGGCACGCCUGUGAAAUCUGUUCCAAGCAGUUUUAUCAGAGCAAGUCUCUGAAGAGGCACAUGGGAAUCCACGGGGCUCUGAAGUCGUUUAUGUGCGAAAUAUGCGGGAAGAGCUUUGUUUUUAACUAUGCCCUACAGAAACACUUACUCACACACAGCCAUAAAGCAGAUCUCAAUGGCAAAUCUAGAGAUGGCAAGUCUUUCCCGUGCAACGAAUGCGGAAAGCGCUACAGUUCGACCGCAAUGCUCAAAAUGCACCAGAGACUCCACACGGAGAAGGAUCCGUACACGUGCAAAGUCUGUGGCAAGAGCUACAGCAGCUUGUAUUCUCUGAAGGAACACCAGAAGCUUCAUUCGGGGGCGACGCCGUUCAAGUGCGACAUCUGCGACAAGACGUUCACCCAGAGAGUCGGUUUGAAAAUGCACGAGGUGGUCCACACCAAAGACAGGCCGUACAGGUGUCCUGUUUGCGGGAGCCAGUUCGGCCUCCCCCACGGCCUGAGACUGCACAUGCGCAUUCACUCCGGCGAAAAGCCGCACAAGUGCGAGACGUGCGGGCUGUGCUUUCGCUUGUCCGGAAACCUGAGGAGGCACGAGCGCAUCCACACCGGCGAGAGGCCGUUCAGCUGCGAGGUGUGUGGGAAGAAGUUCGUGCAGCUCAGCCACGUGAAGGCGCACAUGCAGAUCCACACCGGCGUCAAGCCCUAUACGUGCCAGAAGUGCGGGAAGAAGUACGCGUACCGCAGAAACUACAACGACCACAAAUGCAUACCUGUGCGUGAAAACGACGUCGCCUUAAAGCGUGCUGGGGACUGAAGUGCAGUGCAGUGCACUUUCAGACAGAUGUCAUGAAGGUUAAAGACAGUGUUUACGUUUGGUUUGGAAAGCUGGAUAAGCGGUAAUAAAAUUAAUAAUUGAGCCUGUCAAAUUAUUUAGAUUCAAAAUCAAUAGUACAGUGGGAAUCUUUCUGUACAUUGCACUCUGUUCAAGAAUAAACAGUUUGCCGAGAA
This is a messenger RNA of Puntigrus tetrazona (Sumatra barb), 2346 nucleotides long. Its product is annotated as zinc finger protein 883. The record is from RefSeq and is a predicted model, not a curated record. Gene Ontology annotation, molecular function: RNA polymerase II cis-regulatory region sequence-specific DNA binding; DNA-binding transcription factor activity. The transcript has 5 exons. Gene Ontology annotation, biological process: regulation of transcription by RNA polymerase II. Lineage: Eukaryota; Metazoa; Chordata; Actinopteri; Cypriniformes; Cyprinidae. Bases 122 to 2152 code for a protein of 676 amino acids.